CUAGUGUGCUUUGAGUCAAUCAUUCCUUGCUAGUAGCAUGCACAAAAAAUUUUUAGCUGCUCUCAAAAGCUCUCCAUCUCCCGGAAGCUCGUCACGGUCGAGCUCAAGUGUUUCGAGCAUGCAAAGGAUGCCUUCGUGGCAAAUGAGCGACUUAGACAGUGACGAAGAAAGCGUCUCUAGAACAAAUCAACCGCCACCGGAUGUUCCAAAGGGAUUCUUUGCAGCUUACGCUGGAAGCAAGAGGUUCAUCGUGAGCACAAAGCACCUCACGCAUCCCAUUUUCAGGGCCUUGCUCCAAAAGGCCGCCGACGAGUAUGGAUUUCGUCACAGCGGAGCUCUCCAAAUUCCCUGCGAGGCUGUUUUGUUUGAGCAUUUUCUAUGGCUGCUGGACACGAAAGACCCCGUGUGCGCGAAGCUCGAGCAGAUCCACGACCUUGUGGAGUUUUACAACAGGGACUAGAAGCUCUCUAAUAUAGGUUUUAGAGGAAGCCCUCUACUCCACAGGAGAUGGAUCCAAGCCAGCAGCACCAAGAUCGAGUAGAUCGGCUAGUGGGUCUGCUGGGUUUUUGUAAAUCGUUCGUCCUUGUGAAGAAAAUCAAACUAUAAUCACGAUACUCAAACUGUAACCCCGUAACUUGCUUAUCUGAGU
This is a messenger RNA of Selaginella moellendorffii, 649 nucleotides long. Its product is annotated as auxin-induced protein 6B. Bases 38 to 460 code for a protein of 140 amino acids. Gene Ontology annotation, biological process: response to auxin. NCBI's taxonomy places the organism in Eukaryota, Viridiplantae, Streptophyta, Lycopodiopsida, Selaginellales, Selaginellaceae. The transcript has a single exon. The record is from RefSeq and is a predicted model, not a curated record.